AUGGACGCUAUGAGCCUGGCCUUAUGCAUAGCUGCUCAGUCACCAUUUUUAGAUGACAUUGAACAGGCCCUAAUGCCGAGCAGAUUUACGCACCCACCAUUCAACUCUUAUGAUGGGAAGACAAACCUAGUAAAGCACGUCAGCCACUAUAUCCAGAUAAUGUCCUUGCACACUCACAAUGACGCGCUGAUGUGUAAGGUAUUUCCUUCAAGUCUCGGGCCUACUGCUUUGAGAUGGUUUAAUGGAUUACAAAAGGGUUCCAUUCACAGUUUCGCCGAGUUGAUUCAAGAGUUCGGUGUCCGGUUUGUAACUUGUAGCCGGGUCCCGCAACCAGUAGACACAUUACUAUCCAUGAAGAUGAGAGUAGGGGAAACCCUUCGCAGCUACACCAGUCAAUAUCGGGAACUCUACAAUGAGAUUGGUGGGGAUAAUGAGAAAAUUACGAUGAGCACCUUUAGAAUGGGGUUGCCUGAAGACUCUGAAUUGCAUGAGUCAUUGACGAGGAAGCCUCCUGAGGAUAUAAGGCAACUUAUGAGGUGCAUUGUGGAGUACAAAUACUUAGAGGAUGACUGGCUGCAGAGCAAAGGAAAAGCGCCGAUGAUGAGUUGUCCUCUGCAGGGCGGCUUUUAG
Messenger RNA from Quercus lobata, 630 nucleotides. RefSeq lists its product as uncharacterized. The record is from RefSeq and is a predicted model, not a curated record. NCBI's taxonomy places the organism in Eukaryota, Viridiplantae, Streptophyta, Magnoliopsida, Fagales, Fagaceae. The transcript has a single exon. Bases 1 to 630 code for a protein of 209 amino acids.